Molecule: messenger RNA, 1179 nt
Organism: Dermacentor andersoni
Lineage: Eukaryota; Metazoa; Arthropoda; Arachnida; Ixodida; Ixodidae
Source: RefSeq, a predicted model, not a curated record
UCUGCGCACAGGGAUUGAUGUGACUACUUGGCGCAUACGUGUCGACAGUCAUUCCGCUUCUUCAAAUGCGCCACCACCUCAAAACUGGAUGCUUGAGCAAUUGCCGAGAGCCGUGCUGUCAUCGACAACGACAGCAGAGCAAGCUAUAAAGGAACCACUUCCAUCAUCCGCGCUCUGUGGGCUCGGUGGCUGUGCCACAACACGCACCAGUAACCCACUUCUAUUCAUCAUGCAGGUUUGUGAACCAGACUACUUGUAUACUAAGAGAACUAGCAAUUACUUUUUGGUGCAGCUUCCGAGCCCGCAGUGCUGCUUUGAUAUUGUUUGUGAGUGUCUCGGUGUAAUUAGAUCUAUUUUGUUACAGUCAGGGGAUAUUGAAAUGAACCCUGGUCCUAGUACUGAUGCUGUGCUUGCCGAACUGAAAAAACUGUCCGCUGGCCAAACCACAAUAAUAGCAGACAUGCAGGGCCUUAAAAGCCAAUGUACGGCUACAAGUGCUGCACUCGUCGACUUAAGCAAGAGGUUAGCGGAUCUAGAGGGCCAUUAUCAGAAACUACUACCAAUGCAAAUCGAGAUACAGACCAUAAGGACGGAUACCGAGCAAACGGCAAAGCUUGUUCACACUCUGAAUGCCCGCGUUGACGAUGCAGAGAAUCGCUCAAGGCGAAACAAUCUUGUGUUUUACGGCCUUCCCGAUACAGCAGCAUCAGAAACGUCGGCCGCGUCUGAAGAAAUAAUUUUACGUCUAUGCUCAGAGCACCUGAACGUGCCACUUGAACCUCAAGACAUAGAGCGAGCGCAUCGUGUUGGUCGCCAUUCUGCUAAUCACCCGCGCCCACUAAUUGUUAGGUUUAAUCAUUAUAAGAAAAAAGAAAUGGUGCUCUCAAAUGGGCGCAAACUUAAGGGCACUGAUCUCAGCAUGGGUGAGGAUUUUUCCCCGGCAGUUAGGGAAGCCCGCAGGAAACUUGUUUCGUUUGCGAAAGCCAAAUCUGUGCCAUUUUCUUUGCGCUUUAAAACUCUUUUCAUUGGUUCUAAGCGCUACGUAUACGAUGACACAUCGCAAACAGUGAAAGAAAUAUAGCAGUCAUCGCUCCAUCAAAAAACAAGCCAUCCCCCUCGAACGAAAUCUAUAGCGCAUGUUUCCCUUUCAGUAAUUUAUACUAACAUACGAAGCUUCAU